AUGGCGCCCCCUGUUCUCCCGGUGCCAGAAGGCAGAUCAGCCUCGCGAUCCCCACGAAUGCAGAAGUCACGCAAUCCAUUACGGAAGGACAAAGUUCGACAAGGCAAAUUGAUUCGCAGUUGGACAGAUGAAGAGGAAUCCUUUUUAUUCCGGAGUCGGACACAGGGCCAGAAAUUACCCUACAAGCACAUCGCAAAUCGCUUGGACAAAACCGAGCUGGCGUGUCGUGUCCACUGGCACCACAUGACAGUUGGCCGGAAAGGCCACCGUGCCGAGGAAUACGACGAUGACAACAUCUCUGACAAUAGUGACGGGUCCGCUCCCCCGACAGUCCCGUCUUCAAGCCAGUUUGUAACGCACGGCAGCUCCAGCAACGCCCAACAAGAGGCGAAUCUCCCGCACCCAACGUCACCAAAGCCCUGUACACUACCGAGCUUCGAGACCUUCAUUCGAGACACCUUCCACCAGCGCAGUACCUCGUCGCCAGGUUCUCUGGUGGGUGAUGAUGUGGACAAUGGCGCAAGAGAGACACAACUGCCAAACAGCAACAGAUCGUUGCGAACACUUUCUGGGUCGUGGCUGAGAGACGCUGGAGCCACGAGCACAUAUCUUGAGCCGCAAGGUUUAUGA
This is a messenger RNA of Fonsecaea erecta, 630 nucleotides long. RefSeq lists its product as hypothetical. The coding region runs from base 1 to 630 and encodes 209 amino acids. The transcript is spliced from 3 exons. The record is from RefSeq and is a predicted model, not a curated record. Lineage: Eukaryota; Fungi; Ascomycota; Eurotiomycetes; Chaetothyriales; Herpotrichiellaceae.